GACGUCAUAACGGAAGUGCCCUUCUUGGGGAAGCAGGAAAUCCAAGGCCUCCGCUGCCAUCGAGUGAAGCGCGCGCUCCCCCUUCGGCAAUUUCCGGAAAGGGGCGCCUCGUCAACACCACAGAAGCGAAAGGGGCGAGCAACGGUCAUGGCUGCGGAGAGCCCCAGCUACCCGCGGAGCUCCAUCGAGGACGAUUUCAACUAUGGCACCAACGUGGCGUCGGCCAGUGUGCACAUCCGCCUGGCUUUCCUGCGCAAAGUGUACAGCAUACUUUCAGUUCAAAUUUUCUUGACUACGGUGACCUCUGCAAUUUUUCUGUACUCCAGUACUGUUCGAACUUUUGUACAUGAAAGCCCUGCUUUGCUCCUGUUAUCCUUGCUUGGUUCUUUGGUUGUGGUUGUGGCACUUACACUGUACAGACAUCAGCAUCCAGUUAAUUUAUAUCUCCUAUUUGGAUUUACCAUUUUGGAAGCCCUGACUGUUGCUAUUACAGUGACUUUCUAUGAAGUAUCAGUUGUUCUUCAAGCAUUUAUUCUGACUACUGGUGUAUUUCUGGCUCUCACUGCAUAUACUUUGCAGUCCAAAAGGGACUUCAGUAAAGCUGGAGCUGGGUUAUUUGCUUGCUUAUGGAUACUUGUCUUGGCAAGUUUUCUAAAGUUUUUCUUCUACAGUGAAGUCGUCGAGGUAGUAUUUGCUGCUGCAGGAGCUCUUGUGUUCUGUGGCUUUAUCAUCUAUGACACUCAUCUGCUAAUGCACAAACUCUCCCCUGAAGAAUACAUACUGGCGGCAAUCAACCUCUAUUUGGACAUCAUCAAUCUGUUUCUGCACCUGCUACGUUUGUUAGAAGCCUUUAAUAAAAAGUAAUUGGAAGUUGUUGAGACUUGUGAACCUGGGUGCAGCAGCUGAAGUGUUAAUUAAGAGCUAGAAAAGCUGUUGCGUUCUUUGAGAUUGAAAGCUUGUCUUUGCAUUCCAUGGUGGCUUCAAUGUUUUCUGUAUAAAGGAUGUUCUAGAGAGUUGGUGCUUAUGAUACUAUUCUGAGAUCAGCUAAUUACACAUUGCAGUCAUCUUGGCUGUUUGCUAAAGGUUUCCUUCCAUCCGUUCGCAUAUUAUUAUUGACUGAAAGACUUGCUCAUCAACUUCCAAUUGUACCAAUAAGCACUAUUAAAAUUCUCUUUUAUUUUGGCAGUAAUUGCCACAGAUGUGUCCUUUGAGAUCAACAAUUGUCACUGGUUGGAUAGCAUAAAACUCAGUCUUUAAUUUCACCAUUCAGCAUUGAAGUUUUAAAUAGCUGUGAACGUUUGUGGCGGUCAUUUGUGAAGCCCUUGCAAUCUAAGCAGUUUGAUUUGAAGGAAUAUUCCAACAAUUCUUCUAAAACUUUUAAUCUUCCUAUAGGUAGAGGAAAGGAUUGCAUUUCCAGAUAGUUUGUGUUUUGGAAUGCUUAACCUUCAUACAACCUUUGGCAUUUUGGGGAAGAAAUGUUUUGAUUUUCUAAGUAGAUACCUGCUUUUUAAUGAAUUUGGGUCUAUCUGAAGCACCAGGAUCUAGUGUUGAGUACUCCCUGCAGCAAUGGACUGCUUUGGGUUCUUUAUUCCAAUUUUGUGAACUUUAUGAAACUUAAAAUAUAUAUCUAUUCAUAUCAAAUAGUUUCUUAUGGUUCUUUUGGAAUGCUGAGAUUUGAACUCCACUUUAGUUUCCUUUGAAAGCUUUUUUGAUUGAUAUUCAGUAGGGGGUGAAAUAAUUCUGUGCCGUAUAGAGUAAUAUUUAUUGAGUGGUGUUUGCUUUGGUCAUGUAGUACAGAGUGCUGGCAGGGGAAAGGACUCAAUUACAUUCCAUCUGCUCUUCCAUUAGGAUGAUAUUUGGAAGUUACAAAAUAAAAUUUAUGAAAUGAUGA
Anolis sagrei ordinatus is the source of this 1891-nucleotide messenger RNA. RefSeq names its product transmembrane BAX inhibitor motif containing 4 (gene TMBIM4). NCBI's taxonomy places the organism in Eukaryota, Metazoa, Chordata, Lepidosauria, Squamata, Anolidae. Gene Ontology annotation, biological process: negative regulation of apoptotic process. The record is from RefSeq and is a predicted model, not a curated record.